Molecule: messenger RNA, 1023 nt
Organism: Penicillium lagena
Lineage: Eukaryota; Fungi; Ascomycota; Eurotiomycetes; Eurotiales; Aspergillaceae
Product: NAD(P)-dependent alcohol dehydrogenase
Exons: 3
Coding region: 1-1023 (340 amino acids)
Molecular function (GO): zinc ion binding; oxidoreductase activity, acting on the CH-OH group of donors, NAD or NADP as acceptor
Source: RefSeq, a predicted model, not a curated record
AUGACCGAACCGGGCUUUACAGGGAGAGAUUACACUGGCUAUCGUGCUAAGGACGGUGCAGUUGUCGCUUACAAUGCAAAGAUCCCGGCACUCGGGCCACACGACGUUCUCGUCCGCAUUACCCACUCUGGUGUGUGCUCUAGUGACGCCGUAUACUUGAUGCUUGGCGCACCUAUCGCUCUCGGGCACGAAGGUGUAGGGGUUGUGGAGGCCGUUGGCUCUCUCGUCACCGAAUUCGGAGUCGGUGACCGAGCAGGUGGUGGCUUUCAUCGCGACGCCUGUGGCCACUGCAAGUACUGUCUUUCCGGAAAUGAUAUAUACUGCUACGACCGUGUCAUCAUGGGCGAGGGAGAUUUUGAUAACGGCACUUUUGGGCAGUAUUACAUUGGCAAAGAGACAUUCUUGCAUAAAAUUCCGGAUAACAUCUCGAGUGAGCAUGCUGCGCCUCUCCAGUGUGCGGGAGCUACCGUCUAUACGGCGCUCCGGGCAACCAUCAAACCAGAGAUGAGAGUGGGAAUCUUUGGCAUUGGUGGGUUGGGUCAUCUCGCAAUCCAAUAUGCUGCAAAGAUGGGCAGCGAAGUUGUUGUUUAUAGCACGUCUGCGAGCAAAGAGAAGGAAGCUCGUGACUGGGGUGCUGCCGAGUUCCAUCUCGUCUCCGACAUGUUCGAAACAACAAUUGCACCUCUGGAUAUUCUCAUUAUUUCUGGCAGUCAUUAUCCCGACUGGGAAAGAGUCCUGGUCAAAGAAUUCCUGGCUAGGAAUGGGACUAUCGUGCCCUUGAAUGCCCCAACACACGGACCGAUGACUUUAAACCCUUUGGCCAUGUUUUUCCAAGGAUACCACAUUCAUUCCAGCUUAGUUGGGUCCCGACUCAUUCAUGAGGAAAUGCUCCAAUUUUCCGCUAGGCACAACGUGAAACCGCUGGUCAAGGUCUCCAAGCUUGAAGAUGCCAGCUCGAUUCAGAAUGUGUUUGAAGACUUGAGGGCAAACAGGAUUAGAUACCGAGCCGUUUUGGAAGUCUAA